Lactuca sativa (garden lettuce) is the source of this 813-nucleotide messenger RNA. RefSeq lists its product as uncharacterized. The record is from RefSeq and is a predicted model, not a curated record. NCBI's taxonomy places the organism in Eukaryota, Viridiplantae, Streptophyta, Magnoliopsida, Asterales, Asteraceae.
AUGGAUACUGGUUCUGAUGACGAUUUGGUAUUGCACACACUAUUGUCUGCGGCACAAGACGUAAUUCGUGAGAGAGGCGAAACUUCACACCGUGAGAAGAAACAUAGAAAAUAUAUCAAUCGGGAUCGAGAGGCGGCACAUGAACUUUUGGUACGUGAUUAUUUUGCCACUGAUAGUCUUUAUGACCUAUCGAAAUUCGAAGAACGUUUUCGUAUUAGUAGAAAUUUAUUUUUACGUAUAGCUUCAGAUUUGGAACGUAAUUAUGAGUUUUUCCAAUUACGAUGGGAUGCUAGAGAGCUUUACCGUGACAUAUACUUGCGACAUCCGACUAAAAGUGAUGUCGAGCAGUUGUAUGACGCACAUGAAGCUAAACAUGGUUUUCCAGGGAUGCUUGGUAGUAUUGAUUGUACACAUUGGGAGUGGGCAAAUUAUCCCAAUGCGUGGUGUGGUCAAUUCACGCGAGGAGAUCACGGGGUCCCGACUGUUAUACUGGAGGUGGUUGUUUCAAACGACCUAUGGUUUUGUCAUGCAUUCUUUGGUAUGACAGGGUCAAACAAUGACCUAAAUGUGCUUCACGCUUCUCUGUUAUUUAACGAUAUUUUGCAGGGUAAAGCACCAGAUAUAUCAUAUGUUGUGAAUGGAAAUGAAUACAAGUAUGAAUAUUACCUAGGUUAUGGUAUAUAUCCAGAGUAUGCUACAUUUGUUAAGUCUUUUCCGUUUCCAGCCGAUGAGAAACGAAAAUUGUUCAAGUUAGCACAAGAAUCUGCACGGAUGGACGUCGAAAGAGCGUUUGGAGUCCUAAAACAAAGGUGA